AUUUCGAUUAAUUUGAUCAAUUUCGCACUACUCACCAUAAUUAACAGUGAGAGUAAAGAGCACUAAAUAAUCAGUUAACUAUGGAGGGCUUUUAUAUACAGUCCUGAUGAAAAUUCCUCUUUACAGAACAGUCAGUCAGUCAGUCAGCUCUCUCUUCCAAUCCUUGGGAAUGAAAAAAAAAAUUUAUUUACAGUAAUAAAUAAAUAAAUAAUUCUUUAUUAUAGUAUUCUUUUAAAUCAACUAUAGAAUUAAUAUAUCAAAAUGACUAAAAGAACUAAGAAGGUUGGUAUUACCGGUAAAUUCGGUGUCAGAUAUGGUUCAUCUUUAAGAAGACAAACCAAAAAAUUAGAAGUUCAACAACAUGCUAAAUAUGAUUGUGCUUUCUGUGGUAAAAGAACUGUUCAAAGAGGUUCAGUUGGUAUUUGGUCAUGUAAAUCUUGUCGUAAAACUUUUGCUGGAGGUGCUUAUACUGUUACCACUGCUGCUGCUGCCACUGCUAGAUCAACUAUCAGAAGAUUAAGAGAUUUAGUUGAAGCUUAGAUUAGUUUUAAUGUUCAUAAUAAUAUAAAAAUAUCACUUACCUUUCAUAUAUAAAAAAUCAAAAACCAAUAAUAUUAAUAAAUAUAUUAAUUGUAUUUUAACAAAUCGAAUUUGUAUUCAUUUAUAUAGGUAAUUCUUACCAUUUUCGUGCUAGGUAAGGUUAAUCUCACUAUAUUGAACUAUUUAAUGCACUC
This is a messenger RNA of Scheffersomyces coipomensis, 734 nucleotides long. It is a transcript of the gene RPL43A, whose product is annotated as 60S ribosomal protein eL43. The record is from RefSeq and is a predicted model, not a curated record. The coding region runs from base 262 to 540 and encodes 92 amino acids. Gene Ontology annotation, cellular component: ribosome. Lineage: Eukaryota; Fungi; Ascomycota; Pichiomycetes; Serinales; Debaryomycetaceae. Gene Ontology annotation, molecular function: structural constituent of ribosome. The transcript has 2 exons. Gene Ontology annotation, biological process: translation.